Pterocles gutturalis (yellow-throated sandgrouse) is the source of this 805-nucleotide messenger RNA. RefSeq names its product ras-GEF domain-containing family member 1A. Lineage: Eukaryota; Metazoa; Chordata; Aves; Pterocliformes; Pteroclidae. Gene Ontology annotation, cellular component: plasma membrane. Gene Ontology annotation, molecular function: guanyl-nucleotide exchange factor activity. The transcript is spliced from 6 exons. The record is from RefSeq and is a predicted model, not a curated record. Gene Ontology annotation, biological process: positive regulation of GTPase activity; Ras protein signal transduction. The annotation marks the transcript as partial.
GUUGUAAAGAAAAAGCAGCGUACAAGAAUGGUGGAAUUUUUCAUUGAUGUGGCAAGAGAAUGCUUCAAUAUUGGAAACUUCAAUUCAAUGAUGGCUAUUAUCUCUGGCAUGAACUUGAGUCCCGUGGCACGGCUAAAGAAAACUUGGUCUAAGGUCAAAACAGCCAAAUUUGAUGUUUUAGAGCAUCACAUGGAUCCAUCCAGCAACUUUUGUAAUUACCGCACAGCCCUGCAAGGAGCAGCACAGCGAUCUCAGACUGCCAACAGCAAUCGAGAGAAAAUAGUCAUCCCAGUUUUCAACCUGUUUAUUAAAGAUAUCUACUUUCUGCACAAAAUACAUACGAACCGCUUGCCCAAUGGGCAGAUAAACUUCAAGAAAUUCUGGGAAAUUUCAAGACAGAUUCAUGAUUUCCUAACAUGGAAGCAGGUUGAGUGCCCUUUUGAAAAAGACAAGAAGAUCCAGAGCUAUCUACUCACAGCACCUAUUUAUAGUGAAGAAGCUCUGUUCAUUGCAUCCUUUGAAAGUGAAGGUCCAGAAAAUCACAUGGAAAAAGACAGCUGGAAAACACUCAGGACAACUCUACUUAACAGAGCCUGAGAUUUUUGGAUCUGAUCUGCAGACUUUGAAGCACAUCAAAUGGACGUGUUUUUACAACCUGAAAGACAUGGACUGAGCUAAGACAGACCUCACUGGCUGAGGUCUCUUUUGUAUAUACAGUAACUUUUAUGAAAUAAAAUGUGGUAAAUAUUUCACAUGUCAACCUUAAGGCACUUAAGUGAAGGGUUUUGUUUUUUUAUUUUAAAUA